This is a messenger RNA of Diabrotica balteata, 2395 nucleotides long. NCBI's taxonomy places the organism in Eukaryota, Metazoa, Arthropoda, Insecta, Coleoptera, Chrysomelidae. The record is from the annotation of a GenBank genome assembly.
GAAUACAACAGUUACAUUUUGACUUUUGUCAAAAAUAUGAACCGUUGCAUCAAAAUAAUAAUCCUAGUGCUACUCUGUACCGAUGUAUACGCGCUAUUUGGUGAUUCUCUGAAAAAACUUCGCCAAAAAGCAUCUGACAUUUACAAAACAAAACACAGUGGCAAAUUGCUGAACUUUUUAGGGCACGUAGCUUCAGAAUAUCCAGGGACCAAUGAGAAAUAUAUCAAAAUUAACGACGAUUUAUGGGAAGACUAUUAUAAUUGUUUAAAAAGGCAGGAAGAACGACUUGGACAGUAUUUGUCAAUGUCGCCCGAAGCAGUUCUGGGUUUCGUAGGUGGAAAUGUGAAAUUGUCAUGCAAAAUUUGCAUUAAUCCACAGGAAAAAGAUAAUAUAGAGUUGGUGGUGUGGGAAUGGGCCCCAAUAGGUGGCAAACAUCUAGAACCAGUUGAACUUCACGAAAAUAUUGUUUUAUCCCCCGAAGAAAAAACUCUUCAUCUCUACAAUUUAGAUAGCACACAUUCGGGGCAGUAUAUGUGUACCUUAGGUGAAUCUGCCACAAUUCCGUACUUUUUAACUGUCGUAAACUUAAACGAAAGCGACAUCGAUCAGGUUCAUAGCCCUGAAGCACCUUUCGGACCUUAUCCCAAGAAACCGCAAUUUUUGGAAGAAUAUGGUUUGGUACUAGACACUGAAUGGAGCGAUUGGUCGACUUGUAGUGCUUGUGGAAAGGUUGGAAAGAGGCAUAAGUUAGGCAUUCCUUGUAAAUCCCACAUUCUCCCUACUUCUAUUAAAGAAUUAAAAGCAGUAGAUUUUCGAAAAAACGAAAUCAUGAUAGGAUUUUGCAAAGUCGACUGUCCCACUAACGAACUGUUUAUUGUGAAGGACAAACAUGGAAAUAUUAUUGAACAGGCAAACAAUUCCGCAGGAAUUUACUCCAUGCUACAAUCAUUGCCUCCUCUAGAGCCACCGGUAGCCAGAAACAUGUUGUAUGUUGUUAAAGGAAAGACAAUAGUCUUAACUUGUCCAGGAAGCAUGAAUACAGACGCUCCAAUACACUGGCAAGUUGGCAACAAAAACUUGAUUCCGGAGAUAAUUUCUGCCGAAUCUAAAGGAAGAAUAUUCGUUACUAUUACAGAUAGGAUACAUAUUAAUGACGCUAGAAUAGCAGAUUCUAAUAGUUUCAGUUGCUGGCAGAGAGACGAAUUAGCCGGUACCAUACGUUUAAUUGUUGAAAAGAAAAUGGAGUUUAAUUUUAAUCACACUAUAAUGUUGAUAGGUGUUCUUAUUCCAAUGCCGGGCGCUACGAAUUUUUUAAAUGAAAUAACUGAAGAAGUACAACAAAAACUUAGUGAAAAUGGCAUCAUUACACCACAAGGAUUUCUUGUCAACGACAUUGAAAAUUUAAUAAAAAUAACUGGUAUGAGUGCCGAAGAAAUAAAAGAUCUGAAAAUUAAGGUUUCCCGAAGCAUUCACAAGCCGGCCAACAUUCUUAAAGCUAUAGAUUUGGUACCCUGUGAUAGGCUGUCCACAGGUUGCGUCAGUAUAGAUCGUAUUAUAAGAGGGGGCAUACCUCUCAGUGGAAUUACAGAAAUAUAUGGCUACAGUGGAGUUGGGAAAACACAGUUAUGUCUCCAAUUAGCACUUCAGGUACAGCUAUCAGUUGAAGAAGGUGGUUUAAACAAAGGAGCUGUUUAUAUUUGCACAGAAGAUGUUUUUCCAACUAAAAGGUUUCAUCAGAUGGCCCAAUUCUUUAAGAUUCGUCACAACUUGUCCAACAAAAACUUGGAAAGCAAUGUAUUUUUGAAACAUGCUUCAGAUAUAACUGAACUGACGAACUGUGUAUCCCAAGACUUACGAAACUUACUGAGAAGGGAAAGUAUUGGUUUGAUAGUUUUAGAUUCUAUAGCAGGUCCCUUCAAAGGUGAAAACGAGAAGGAAUUGCUACUGAGGAGUGGUGAUUUGAUAUCUUUGGUGGAGCAACUAUAUGUCAUACAGGAGGAAUACCCUGUUGCUGUUGUUUGUACUAACCAGGUCACUGAAACUAUUGAUGGCACUGCAAAUCCUUGUUUGGGAGUGGCUUGGAGCAACAGCAUUAACCAUCGAUGCCAAAUUUCAAGAUCUUCAAGAGUUUUAAGGGAGUUUAAAGUUAUUUUCUCGUCAGAUGUUCAGGACGGAAAAUGUUAUUUCCAUAUAACGGAAGAGGGUCUAAAGAGUGAUGAUACAUAACCAAGCCACAAUAUAUUUUAGCCUUUUUUGGUAAAUCCAUUGUAAGACUAUAAAAACCUGCUGAAUCUAAAGUGAUAUUCUGGAGGGAAAAUGAUUCUUUCAAUUAAAACAAAGUUUGGAAUGUAAAGAUUAGAAUUUUUGUUUAUAUAAUUACAUAUUUAUAUUUUUC